Messenger RNA from Micromonas commoda, 1095 nucleotides. RefSeq lists its product with no specific name. Gene Ontology annotation, cellular component: cytoplasm. The transcript has a single exon. Gene Ontology annotation, biological process: phosphatidylethanolamine biosynthetic process. Gene Ontology annotation, molecular function: ethanolamine-phosphate cytidylyltransferase activity. Lineage: Eukaryota; Viridiplantae; Chlorophyta; Mamiellophyceae; Mamiellales; Mamiellaceae. The coding region runs from base 1 to 1095 and encodes 364 amino acids. The record is from RefSeq and is a predicted model, not a curated record.
AUGGACGGUUGCUUCGACCUCGCGCACUUCGGCCACGCCAACGCCCUACGUCUGGCCAAGGCGUGCGGCGACGAGCUCGUCGUCGGCCUCGUCCCCGACGACGAGAUUCGUCGGUGCAAGGGUCCCCCGGUGCUGAACGAGGACGAACGUCGCGCGGUGGUGGAGAGCUUCCGAUGGGUGGAUGAGAUAAUCUUCGACGUUCCGUAUGAUAUCAACCCCGAGUUCAUGCAGACGCUGUGGCGCAAGCACCGCAUAGACUACAUCGUCCACGGGGAUGAUCCUUGCCUCCUUCCCGACGGCACCGACGCGUACGCGGCACCCAAGAAGGAGGGAAGGUUCAUGACCAUCAAGCGCACGGAGGGGGUGUCGACGACGGAUAUCGUCGGGAGGAUGCUCGCGGCGAGCCAGCAGACCCGGCGCGGCUUCCUCAGCCCGAGGAAGAGCGGCGGGUCGGACAAGGGCGGCAACGAGUCCGGCGAGAAGCUGUCGCACUUCUGCACGACGAGCCGGAGGGUGGCGCAGUUCAGCGGCGGCGGGGGUAAACCCAUCCCGCCAGGCGCCCGUGUCGUGUACGUUCACGGUGCGUUCGACAUGUUCCACGCGGGCCACGUCCACCUUCUCGAGGCUGCGAAGGAGCUCGGGGACUAUGUCCUGGUGGGGGUGCACGAGGACGAAGCCGUUCGGUCCCGCCGGGGCGCGUCGCACCCGAUACUGAACCAGCAGGAGCGUUCCCUGGGCGCGAUGGCGUGCAGACACGCGGAUGAAGUCAUCAUGGGCGUCCCGGAUGAGGUGACGCGUGAUCUCAUCGCCACGUUCAACGUCGCCGCCGUCGUCGCGGAGGAGCCGUGCGCGCCGGCGCUGGCGGACACCCCAGCCGAUCCAAACCGCGUGCCCAGGGAGAUGGGAAUCUUCAGGGAGGUUGCCAAGGGUACCGCGAGGGGCGCGGACCUGACCACGGCGACGAUCAUACAGCGGGUGGCGGACGACAGGGCCGCGUACGAGGAGAGGAACGCGAGGAAGGGCAAGGCUGAGGAGAAUUAUUAUUCGCUCAAGAGGAAAGGGGAGGUGGACAAGGCGGAGGAGAGGGGAGCUUAG